AUGACCCCCAAAAAGCAACAUGAGCGCCCCUACUCCGACUCCGAGUUGGACCGACCGGCCCCGCAAGCGCAGCCUUGCCGCAGAUCCGCCUCCUCGCCGCCCCUCGCGCUGACCCUGGACUCGGAACUAGAGGACGAUGUGUUCGUCAGCCCGCGCACGGACAGCGCGAGCGACCCCUUCUCCACGACCAACCUGGAGAUAUUCCGGCACGGGAGCGCCAGGACCCCGGCCGGGAUGCUGCUCAGCCCGAGGCGCGAGCGCUCGUUCAACUUCAGCGUGACCCGGGAGAAGCACUGGCGGGAUAAGGGCGGGACGGACGUGGCCGACGGUGGUGCAGACGUGACGGACUCCGCAUCGUCUAAUGACACCUACCAGCCGGACAAAUCGCCAUCGGAGUCGUCGAUCUUCUCAUCGAUAAUACCAGACAAGUUAUCGGGGUCUAUAUGCACAGCGGUCAUAUUCAUGCUCGGAUGGAAGCUUUUGGCCAACAAGCGG
This is a messenger RNA of Iphiclides podalirius (scarce swallowtail), 495 nucleotides long. Lineage: Eukaryota; Metazoa; Arthropoda; Insecta; Lepidoptera; Papilionidae. The record is from the annotation of a GenBank genome assembly.